GCAGGAUCUCUCAACAGCAUGAAAUAACUACUUUUUUAUGGUCCGUAAGUAGAGACAUCUCUACCGUACACGUGUCAACAAUCCACCGACCUCGUCUCUCCUAAACUAUAAAAACGGAGGCGAAAUCCCACCAGCAGCGCCAAAAACCAUCCACCACAGGAAAUCCCAUCGAUGGCGGAGUUUCAUCUUCCCCUUUCCCAAAGCCCUAAUUUCACCACCGCCGAAAUCGACGGCUCACAUUACCCGGCGGAAGAUUUUUUGGAAACCGGAGACGAAAUCGACGGCGAUUACAUCGCUUACCUCAAUUACUUGGACUCCCGGAGCGAUCCCAUCGAGACGUACAGCUACUACGACGACGUGUUCAGCGGAUUCUUCGGCGUUUUUGCAUCUCCUGCAAGGGGAUUCAACUCCCCGGCGAUGGUUUCGGAGGAGCUCCCGGUAGCGGAGCUGACAACGGAGGAGCUGAGGGAGAGAGAUCUGGCGAUCUGCGCGGUGUGUUUGGAGGAGUUUGUUGCGAGCGAGAAGCUGAGUGAGCUUCCUUGUGGCCAUUACUACCACAAGGAGUGUAUUGUACCGAGGCUGAUGACUCGGAACACGUGUCCGAUUUGCCGGCGCGAGUUGCCGACGGAUGCGGCGGAGGAAGGUUGACGUGACAGAACUUUUUUUGUUUUUUUUUUCUUUUCUCCCUCGGCGAUGUAAUUUUUGUGCGGGAAUAUGUUAUAUAUUUGUGAAGUGGUGGAGCAAAGUGGGUAGAAAGCCCAUAAUUGAAGCCCAAUCUAAAAUAACGGCCCAUGUUUAUUUAAUACAGUUUGAUAAACCUUUUUUUGAUCAUGGAAACAAUUUCUAUAGAUUCUUAUCAUAU
Messenger RNA from Tarenaya hassleriana, 862 nucleotides. Its product is annotated as E3 ubiquitin-protein ligase RING1. NCBI's taxonomy places the organism in Eukaryota, Viridiplantae, Streptophyta, Magnoliopsida, Brassicales, Cleomaceae. Gene Ontology annotation, molecular function: ubiquitin protein ligase activity. The record is from RefSeq and is a predicted model, not a curated record. The transcript has a single exon. Gene Ontology annotation, biological process: ubiquitin-dependent protein catabolic process. Bases 172 to 648 code for a protein of 158 amino acids.